ACGGGGCAAGAUGGGGCGCCGUCCGGCCCGAUGCUACCGUUACUGUAAGAACAAGCCUUACCCGAAGUCGCGUUUCUGUCGUGGUGUGCCCGACCCCAAGAUUCGCAUCUAUGACUUAGGAAGGAAGAAGUCCGAUGUCCGCGAAAUGCCCCUGUGCGUUCAUCUCGUGUCUGACGAGUAUGAGCAGCUGUCCUCGGAGGCUCUGGAGGCCGGCCGUAUCUGCGCCAACAAGUAUCUUGUAAAGCACUGCGGUAAGGAUCAGUUCCACGUGCGCGUUCGGCUCCACCCCUACCACGUUAUCCGCAUCAACAAAAUGUUAUCGUGUGCUGGUGCUGAUAGAUUGCAGACCGGAAUGCGUGGUGCCUUUGGUAAACCCCAGGGCACUGUUGCCCGUGUCCAGAUCGGUCAGCCCAUCAUGUCUGUGAGGACCCACGACCGUCACAAGGAGCAGGUCAUCGAGGCUCUCCGACGUGCCAAGUUCAAGUACCCUGGACGUCAAAAGAUCUUUGUUUCCCGCAAAUGGGGCUUCACCAAGUUCGACCGUGAAGAUUUUGAGGACCUCCUGGCCAAGGGUCGCCUUAGGCCUGACGGUGUGACUGUGCAGUACCUCCCAGAACAUGGUCCCCUUAAUAGAUGGAAGAAGGUCCAGUUGGAACUUGCUGGUCUUGCUUAAGUCUCAUUAAACAUGAAGGAAUGA
Molecule: messenger RNA, 697 nt
Organism: Penaeus indicus
Lineage: Eukaryota; Metazoa; Arthropoda; Malacostraca; Decapoda; Penaeidae
Gene: RpL10
Product: large ribosomal subunit protein uL16-like
Exons: 5
Coding region: 11-673 (220 amino acids)
Biological process (GO): ribosomal large subunit assembly; translation
Cellular component (GO): cytosolic large ribosomal subunit; ribosome
Molecular function (GO): structural constituent of ribosome
Source: RefSeq, a predicted model, not a curated record